AUGGCAAACCAAAUAACGGAAGCCUCUCUGAGGGCAGUCCUUACCGAGCGCCUGCAGGCGAUCCACGUCGAGAUCACAGACAUGUCCGGCGGCUGCGGUCAAGCCUUCACCUCCACGAUUGUCUCCCCCGUCUUCGAGAAGCAAACCUCCCUUAAGCGCCACCGCCUCGUCAACGCCGCCCUCAAGGACGAGAUUGCGCAGAUUCACGCCUGGAGCGCAAAGUGCCAGACUCCCGCCGAGUGGGAGCGCGAUAGGGCCGCCGCCGGCGGGGCCAGCGAGGGCCCCCGAUGGACGGGACCGUUGGGGGAAGAGUCGAGGGCGUUGCUCAGUAGAUGGAAACUGAACAAGAAACACAAAGUGAGGUCUCCAAACCUUAAUUGCACUGGAAAAAAACGAACGGCACCCGUGCCUCGACAACUGUAA
Molecule: messenger RNA, 423 nt
Organism: Colletotrichum spaethianum
Lineage: Eukaryota; Fungi; Ascomycota; Sordariomycetes; Glomerellales; Glomerellaceae
Product: putative branched-chain-amino-acid aminotransferase
Exons: 2
Coding region: 1-423 (140 amino acids)
Biological process (GO): intracellular iron ion homeostasis
Cellular component (GO): nucleus; cytosol
Molecular function (GO): 2 iron, 2 sulfur cluster binding
Source: RefSeq, a predicted model, not a curated record